Molecule: messenger RNA, 462 nt
Organism: Protopolystoma xenopodis
Lineage: Eukaryota; Metazoa; Platyhelminthes; Monogenea; Polystomatidea; Polystomatidae
Source: the annotation of a GenBank genome assembly
AUGCAACCCGAUGUGCGACUGUUCGGCUUCAUUGUACCUCGUCCAAGUCGCCAACUGUUCUUCUCGGCCGUCUGCAUCGGAUCAGAUGCGGGCCAUGUUGUCAAUCGGUUGAUCCUCACCGACCUUUCUGGCGGCUGGUAUCUUCGCCGCUUUGUCAUCUAUUCCGCUAAGCCUAGCGGCGUCGGGACACUGGCUGGACGACGAGUCUGUCUGAAGGGUAGAGAUCUACCGCGAAGGUCGGCUCGUAGAGACGAUGACGUCGCGGACUGUUUAGCAUUUUUUGCACGCCUCUCGCUGCACUCUGCUGCGAAUCGCCAACGAGGCACCAAGUCGCCAGCCAUUCACGUCAAGCUCAAUCAGUCUCGCUCUGGCUGCAAUGCCUCAAUCACUAAUUCACUUUGUCUCAUUCAAACAGUUGUUCACUCAUUCAUUCUCACUCAUUGCUCAUUCACCUACUCAUGA